Neolamprologus brichardi is the source of this 1125-nucleotide messenger RNA. RefSeq lists its product as uncharacterized. NCBI's taxonomy places the organism in Eukaryota, Metazoa, Chordata, Actinopteri, Cichliformes, Cichlidae. The record is from RefSeq and is a predicted model, not a curated record.
CCUGUUUAUUUCUGUGGCACUUCCGAAUCUUAAGCUAACACGUUUAUACUAGCCAGCCGCUACAAAGUCCACCAAUCGAAACGAUAUAAUAAAUGUACACAAAAAUUUAGUGGUCAGAGAUUUAUAUGUUUUAUCAUUUGUGCUGAUAUCUGACAGCCAGUUAUUAAUUCUCGCUCCAUGCGCCGUGUCGGCUAAAAACAAAGCUGCUAAGAGUUUCAGUUAGCUUAGCUUGUGGUUAGCCUUCCAUGUGCGCGUGGCUGCUAACAAACAUGCUGGGGCAGUACGUUUUCUUUAUGCUCCUGUUUUACCCCAGCGCCCACAAGCUCGGUGAAGCGUGUGUUGCGGCUGCUGCAGCGGAGGCACAGGACCGAGGAGCUAGCAGCACGGACACCCUGAUCCUGUGCAGGGCUUGCGGACACGAGUUAGCACUCGGGACGGACAUCCGCUCCGUGCCUAGCCGGCUGGCGCUCUCCAGCCGCAACGACACACUGCUCGGGGGUCGGAGGGUUAACGUUCAGCUGUUUGAAAAUCCCCACGGACACCGGUUUGAGGUGAUCACGUUCAGAAAAGCCGAUGUUACUCAGCAUUGGCCGUCAGACAAGCGCUUCUCCUGGUUCCCGGGGUUCUCCUGGACCGUGGCCACCUGUCCCAGGUGUAACACUCACCUAGGUUGGGCCUUCCAGCCAAGUGACUGGCCUGACAGGAUAACAAAAAGCAAUUUCAAGGAAUCGGAGCACACCUUCUUGGCUUUAAUCACCCAUCGCCUACUAACAGAGGACUUUGCUUCAAGCCUGCUUAUGACUCCAAAAUCCUUCUCCAGCUGACAGACUUUACAAGUAGUUAACCCUGGUGCCUUUGCCACUACCUGAAUUAUAUUUUCUUAAAUUUGAAUGCACCCACACAUUUAUACACAGUAAGUUUUAUUAUUGUAACAAAGCAAGUUGUACACCUCAAAUUUAAAACAAUUUCUUCCCCCCCCCACCCCAAGCGAAAAAAGGAAAAGGGUGAUUAAAUGUAAAUUCUGAGAUAACAGGUCCAUUUUUUAAACCCAUGAAGCAGUGGGGGGCAAAAUUUACAAGCUUGUUUUUUUUCCAUUUUGUUCUUUAUUAAAAAUGUCAUUUCAAA